Molecule: messenger RNA, 2469 nt
Organism: Neomonachus schauinslandi (Hawaiian monk seal)
Lineage: Eukaryota; Metazoa; Chordata; Mammalia; Carnivora; Phocidae
Gene: THAP3
Product: THAP domain containing 3
Exons: 4
Coding region: 1400-2302 (300 amino acids)
Source: RefSeq, a predicted model, not a curated record
CUCUGCUGAAUGAAUAUACCAGAACUGACUUGUUCUACAAUUAAAGGGCAUUUGGGGGCCCCCGUAUCUUGGCCAUCACAAGCACAGGACUGGGGACAGUUUUGCUGGGACAAGUCUUCCUGUGCAUGUGUCUCUCUUCGCUUCCGUUGGGCACAUCCCAGGAGUGGAAUUGCCUCCGGCUACCUCUGGAAUUCAUUCCAGUCGGACUCUAGCCCCCGCCACUCCUGCAGAGGAGCUCUGCCAAGUCCCCGGUGGCCCUGCUCAGUGCUGGUCCAUCCUCAUCUGAAGCAACUUCUCUGCAGCACUUGGCACAGCCGACCACUGACCUCUUGUGACAGUCUCCCACUUGGCUUCUAGGGCCCCCCUUUGACCUCUUCCUCUGUCACAGUGUCCCUUCUCAGACUCCUUUGCCAGAUCCUCCUCCUUUCCAGCGCUAGCCUUGGAGCCCUUUGGGGGAGGGCCAUGGCCUUGUGUCCUCCCCAUCCACACUCACUCCCCAGGGCUCCGAUUUCCCCCAGGCUUCACCACCCUUUACACAGGGACGGUCCCCACGCUGACAUCUCCUGACACGUGUCCCUUGCUGCUGCACUUCAGCACUUGGUCAUGUAAAAGGCACCUCAGAUUUAACAAAUAGAACCUAAAUUCUGAUCCCCCAGGCCUGCCCCUCCUACAGUACCUCCCCUCCCAUCUUAAUACACGAAACUCCUUCCUUCUCUUUAUUUUGCGGCUCACAAGCAAACCUUAUUGCACCAGCUUUCGAAAUACAUCCCAGGUCUGCCUGCUCAUGACCCCUCCGCUGACACCCGGGUCACAGCCACCAGGUGCCCGCCCUCCUCUCUCACCCUUGGCCCAGAGCUUCCAGGGACUGCCCACCUGCCCGAGGCCUGCCUCCUGAGGUCCUCACCCCUGCUCUUGCUCCCACCCUCUCAGCCAAACCCGCCUCUGACCACGACCCCGACAUGCUGGGGGCCCCUGUCACAGUGCCUUGGCACUUGCUCUUCCUUCUGAUACGCACAUGGCUCGCUGUCCUUCCUGCAGCUUCUGCUCAGAUGUCACCUCUCAGGAGGCCUUCUUGACCACUUCCUACUUGAUUGCUACGCAGUCUAUGUCUGUUUGGUUUACUGUCUGUUUUCCUGUUCUAGAAUGUAGGCUCUAUGAGGGUGAGACUUAUUCGUUCCUACUUCCCAGAGCCAGGGGCAGGGCCUGCACACGGCGGACUCCCCAAGGCACUAACAGGCUUACCCUGCAAGUGUACCUUUGGAAGGUUUUCUGGCCACGUUUGUGGCCCCACAUUGCCUACUGAGAAUGCUGUAAACAGGCAUGACAGAAGCUUCCAGAAAUUGGAUGUGGUUUAACAGAGCGAGGUCACUGAAUUUUCCAAGGUGUCCAGUAAAAUGCCAUGUGGUGUUUUCAAAAUUCCACACAACUCUGCCGUGCCAACUUGAGCCUCGCAAAUUCCUUCAUGUCUCCCUUGCCUCCUAGGUUCCCGUUCAGCCGCCCAGAGCUGCUGAAGGAAUGGGUGCUGAACAUUGGCCGGGGCAACUUCAAGCCCAAGCAGCACACGGUCAUCUGCUCCGAGCACUUCCGACCCGAGUGCUUCAGCGCCUUUGGAAACCGCAAAAACCUGAAGCAGAAUGCCGUGCCCACGGUGUUCGCCUUUCAGGAUGCCGCGCAGCUGGUGAGGCAGAACGCGGACCCGGCCGGCGGGGGUGCACACGUGGACUCUUACGAGGAGGUCGUGCCUGAGGCGGGGCCGGCAGAGGGCGGCCUGGGGAGGAGGACUGCCAGUGCCCUCGAAGUGCUGCCCCCGAGCGCUGGCGGUGCCACGGAACAGGGCUUGCUGCAGAGACCGCAGGGAACCCCGGCCCCCGGUCAGCCGGCCAGCCCCACACAGCCGUCCGACCACAGCUACGCCCUUCUGGACCUAGAUGCCCUAAAAACAAAACUCUUCCUGACCCUGAAGGAAAAUGAAAAGCUCCGAAAGCGCCUGAAGGCCCAGAGGCUGGUGAUGCAGAGGAUGUCCGGCCGCCUCCGCGCCCACAGAGCGGGGCAGCCGGGACCGCAGAGCCGAGCUGGGCGGCCAGGCUUCCCUGUCAGCGCCUCUGGGGCUCGGGCCGUGGCCCCUGAAGCGACAGUGAGGCAGGCCAGGCCCACCACCAGCCACCUCAGGGGAGGUGUAGCCGCAUCGGCCCGGGACAGGAGCGGGACCGUGGGCAGGACAGGCUCGGUCCUCCCGGAGGGGACGGGGCCCAACUGUCCUUCCACCGAAAGCUGGGCGGGGGUCUUCAGCACCACAGCGUGAGGAGGCGUCCUGAGCCGAUGGGGGUGGAGUGCGUUUCCCGAGGGGCGGCGGGGCCCAGGGAAGGACACGAGAGGGGGUGACGGCGCAGUGGCUGAGACUGGCCUCUGUUGUGAGGCGGGCCUCCCCGGGGCCUGGGGUGAGUGAUGGACAGAAUAAAGUGUCUUCCU